This is a messenger RNA of Nicotiana tabacum (common tobacco), 1854 nucleotides long. Its product is annotated as protein indeterminate-domain 14. Lineage: Eukaryota; Viridiplantae; Streptophyta; Magnoliopsida; Solanales; Solanaceae. Gene Ontology annotation, cellular component: nucleus. The record is from RefSeq and is a predicted model, not a curated record. Gene Ontology annotation, molecular function: DNA-binding transcription factor activity.
UUAUUAAAGGUGACCCUUCAACAAUACCUGGUGAAGAUGAAAAGCUAAAAGCAAAAAAGAUCCUUUUUAUUAUCUUCCUCAUGGUGUUAGCUCUUUCCCUUUUCCCACCUUCUUCAAACUUUCUCCUCCAUAGUUUAUCAUGUUAAUUACUAGAGUUUCAUUUUUACAAGAAACCUAAUAUUAAUACAGCCUCUUCUCCUUAGCCCUUUUACUAAUUAAUAUUUUCUAUGCCCCAAAACUCAAGAAAAGUAGUAAUCAAGAAUUCAUCAUGUUAAGCAUUAAUAACCCAAAUUCCUCUUCCGACCCUUUCACUUCCUCAGAGAAUGGAAAUAAUUGUGAUAGAAGAAAAAGAAGGCCAGCAGGAACCCCAGAUCCAGAUGCAGAAGUGGUAUCCCUAUCACCAAAAACGUUAUUGGAAUCAGAUCAAUACGUAUGUGAGAUCUGUAACCAAGGAUUUCAAAGGGACCAAAAUUUACAGAUGCAUAGGAGAAGGCAUAAAGUACCAUGGAAAUUGCUCAAAAGAGAAACCCCAAUAGUUCGAAAGAGAGUUUUUGUGUGUCCAGAACCAACUUGUCUACAUCAUGACCCUUGUCAUGCUCUUGGUGAUCUUGUUGGUAUUAAGAAACACUUCAGAAGGAAACAUAGUAAUCACAAGCAAUGGAUUUGUGACAAAUGCUCCAAAGGCUAUGCAGUUCAGUCCGAUUACAAAGCACAUCUCAAAACCUGUGGCACUCGUGGCCAUUCUUGCGAUUGUGGCCGCGUCUUCUCAAGGGUGGAGAGCUUCAUAGAGCACCAAGAUGCCUGUAGCUUCAGCAGACUCCGAUCAGAUUCAAAAUUUUUACAGCCAACAGCUUGCCUUUCUCGGACAGCUUCUAGUCCCACCCCCUCAAGUGACACUAAUCUCACUACAGUUCCAUGGCCUAGUUUCCUUAUAUCCAAUAAGCCAAAAACUUUGACUAGUUCCAAAAUAUUUCUCAAGAAUGACGUAAAGCAACACAAUUUGGAGCUCCAGCUCUUGACUACUACUACUACUACAUCUUCAUCUAGCCCCUUUGAUGUCUCUGUAUCAUCUAAACCGAACGAUGGUCACUCCACUCAUCUUCAACUCUCCAUUGGUUCAUCCGAUUUCAAUGAGAAAAAUGACUCAGAAAAUGACACGCACAAAUCGAGAAAUAUUCCAAAUUUGGAUGCUGCAUUGACGCUUAAAGACGAAGCGCGAGAGCGGUUGAGGCAGGCCACGGCUGAAAAGGCAUAUGCCGAAGAAACAAGAAAGCAAGCCAAGAGACAAAUUGAAUUGGCCGAGCAAGAAUUCGCCAAUGCCAAGAGGAUUAGACGACAAGCACAAGGGGAAUUAGAAAAGGCUCAAGCUUUGAAGGAGCAAGCAAUCAGGCAAAUUAAUUCUACUCUUUCACAAAUCACUUGUCAUGCUUGCAAACAGCAGUUCCAAACUAAAAGUAUAGCAACAACAAGUAUAGUUCCUUCUUAUGAUAUGGGGUUGAGCCACAUUUCUUCAGGUUUAACAGAACACGAGAUGUAACCAAUAGAUUUCGGUUUUUUAACGAAGUCCUUCUUUCAGCUAAAUUGAAGCUCCUUAGUGUAAUCUAUUUCAGUAUGCCGGUUUAAUUUGAAGAGAGAGAAAAGUCAUGGAGUUGACAAGAAUGAUGACUAAACUAUACAUCUCAAAUUUUCUCAACGUUAGUUCCUCAUCACCACUCUCUCUAGCUAUGUUAUAUUUUUUUCAUCUUUACUUUGAUUUAUUUUCUUUUUUCCUUUUUCCUUUUUGUUCAUUUUUGGUUCUUUCUUGUAUGAAUAUAAGUUUAGUUUAAAAAGAGUAAUUAAUUUGGUAUUUGUUUA